AUGUACAUAGUGUUUAAUCAUCUAGAAUUAUACUUAGAGAGAUGGAUAAAUGCGGCUACAGUUAUUUAUAAAUGCCUUGAAUAAGAUAAGAGAUUGAGUACAAAAUUAAAAAUUAGUUAUUCUGACUUAAAUAAGCAUCCUAAAUUACAAGUAGACUAAUGGGGUUUAGUAUAGCUUUUGCAAAAAGAUAAAUAUAAAUUUAUUAUGUAAUAACUACUUUGCUUUUUCCAAAGAUUCACCUUCAGAAAACAAGGUAAAACUAAUCUUAAAUUUCAAAAGAAUGAAAAAAUUACUAUCUUUGUGAAUCAAAAGAUUAUGAUGGGCUUUAAUAAAUCUGAAUAGGAAACGAGAUUUAAGGAUACUAAGAACUUGUAUCCUUGUUUGAUGAUUGAGGGUUAAGAAAUCAACAUUGCUGAAUGA
Molecule: messenger RNA, 420 nt
Organism: Paramecium tetraurelia
Lineage: Eukaryota; Ciliophora; Oligohymenophorea; Peniculida; Parameciidae
Exons: 2
Source: RefSeq, a predicted model, not a curated record